Macrosiphum euphorbiae (potato aphid) is the source of this 354-nucleotide messenger RNA. Lineage: Eukaryota; Metazoa; Arthropoda; Insecta; Hemiptera; Aphididae. The record is from the annotation of a GenBank genome assembly.
AUGGUUUGCGAGAAAUGUGAGAAAAAAUUGGGUAUAACGGCUACUCCCGAUCCCUGGAAACAGGGAUGUCGUAAUGCCAUCGAUACCAAUUCAGUGAGUAAACAGGACAACAAACACCUACAGACUAUAGGAAAAAUCAAGACACUAUCCGGCUCCAAAGUAUCAUCGAAAUCUUCACUCAAGACCGGAUCAUCAUCGGUUAUGUAUUCAUUUGGUGCAUGCAGAAUAUGCAAACAGAAGGUACAUGAACCAGGAAGACAUUAUUGUCAGAGUUGCGCAUACAAGAAAGGUAUAUGCGCCAUGUGUGGCGUACGCAUAUUAAACAUUAAAUCUUACAAGCAAUCUGCUACUUGA